Chinchilla lanigera (long-tailed chinchilla) is the source of this 1174-nucleotide messenger RNA. RefSeq lists its product as uncharacterized. Lineage: Eukaryota; Metazoa; Chordata; Mammalia; Rodentia; Chinchillidae. The record is from RefSeq and is a predicted model, not a curated record.
CGGUAUGGUUGGCCGGCGCUGGGGCCCCUGAGUGCCCGUGGGUGCGGGUCCUCGAACCGACACUGCGGGAGCCGAGUGGAGCUCGCGCGAGGAGGUCUAAGGUCCUCGAGGCCGGGCAGACGCCGGGGGGCGUCCACGAGUGACUCCCGAGGCCACGGGAACGACUGCACACACACACAUCCGCAGGGACGGAGCACCUCCCAGACGCUGCGGGAAGGGAAAGGUUACAGACGCGAGGAGAGCGGCUGGCCCUGGGCGCUGGAAGUUAGGUGCCUACCCUCCUGCAGGGCGGAAGACGGCCCUAUCUGCACUGCAAGUCCCAGCCUGGAGGCUCUACUGCCCAUGGCCCUUCCUAAAAGUGCCGCAGAAUGGGACAUGGGCUCCUGGAUCAGGGUCAUGCAUCCCUAAAGUGGGUUGCAGCCUCAAGACUUGUGCAUAGCUCACCCACAGAUACUACAGGCGCUCAGCAAGCCGUGGUGCUGAGACCAGGCGCUGUAGCCCACGAUGCCACGGCACCUUUCUCCAGCCUUGGUCCUGCCUGCUCCCACAGCCUCUGGGUCUCCAGACCCGUAGGAGCUCAUGGUCCUGGGCUCCUUGCCCUCUGAAAGGAGUGAGAAAGAAGUCCCCAAAUCCAAGCAGCAUCCAUGAAAAGCCAGCAGGAUGGGCGAGGAACUGGGCAGAGAGCCUGAGUGAGGCUCUAGGUCCACGAGAGGAGAACGAAGUGCCCACUGAGAUCCGCUGCAGCUUCAUCUGCUUUCCUUUGCACUGGAACUGGCCGAGAGCACACUGGAAGCCCCAGGAGGCAACCACCAUAUGAGGAGGCCCUGCUGGGCUGUGCAGGGUGUGGAGUCCCUCAGCAGCUGGAAGAAACGCGGUACCCAAUGAUGUGCCCUGCCAGGACUCACCUUGACCCACAGGGAGCUCCUGGGAGGUGUGCGACUGGGCAGGGGCCAAAUCCGUUUGGAUCUGCAAGGGACAGUAGAUGCCCUCACCAGACUCGAUCCACCUAUCCCUCCGGAGAACCGUCUGAACCUGCAUCUCUUAAAUUCCCCCACAGCACGUGUGGGAGACCACCACAGCUCAUUCAAUUCCACAGACUGGGAGUUAGGGUCACUCCCCUGCCCCCGCCAAAACAAGCCGCCUUUAGAAUAGUGCAACCAACAUGCAAAUUUAU